ACAAAAUACAUUAUACACACACAAAAUAAAAAUACACACACAAAAUAAAAAUACACACACAAAAUAUGAUUGCGGGCGCUUGCAGGGUCGGCUUACUCGGAAUUGCUCGUAAUUGAUCGUUUUUGUUUUCAAAGUUCUAAUGGUUCCAACUUCCAGAGUACAUAAUAAAAUUCAUUGAUUUCACUGUGAUCAAUUAUUUCAAAGUUGCUUACGAUAUUGCUCCCCGUAUUCUGGUUAAAAUUAAGGUUAAUGUGUUGUCCUAGUUGCGGCAACAAUCCGGCUCAGUCUCGGAAUCAAACACGUACUGUGAUGAUUGUUUAUCAGAGCAAAACAUUACACGCUUGAUAACAGGUUAUUUCAAUCGUGGUUAUCCGUAUGGGGCAAUCGUCAGACUUUUGCAAACCUCCGGUAUUCUGAUGUCUAUACGGACGUUGAAGCGCCGCAUCAGAUCUUUGGGCUUAAGACGAAAAGGACAAGUCUGGACGACUGUCUGGCUAUCGAAGUAUUUGGCAUGCAUUAAGACUUCGUCAUAGUAUAAAUGUGAGUCGUCGCGUAGUAGCCAGAAUUAUGAAGGAAAUCGACCCAGAUGGCGUGGAAACAAGAAAGGCCAGACGAUUACAUCGUAGAGUAUAUAAAAGCCUAGGAGCAAACGCUUGCUGGCACCUCGACGCUGGACGAUGUGGUGCUACUUUGGGAGAUGUACUAAUCUUUGCAACAGGAAGUGAUGACAUCCCACUUCUUGGCUUUACACCAAUGCCUUCACUAUGCUUUUGGGAAGAUGUUCGUCCAAGAUCAAACAUGUGUGAUACCACACUUUAUCUCCCUCUAUUCCCUGGUUCAAAGGAUGAAGUGCAAUAUGAUAGUUUUAAAGAAAAAAUGGAUGAUGGAAUUUUAAAUUCACCUUUUGGGAUUCCAUAAAGUUUUAGCAGUUUUUUAUAACAAGUACAUAUUCAAUUAGUUCAAAGUUCUUAUAACGUGUUUAUAACACCAAAUUUUAAGUUUAGUGGCGGAAUGCUACGUUUUAGCAUAAUGGUAUUCAACAAUUUACAACAAAUCAUGUUUCAUAAUAUAGUUUUAUUUGCUUUGCAAUUGGUUGCAAAAGCCUUUUUGCAACAGUAUAUUUCUAUUUCAUCUUUGCGACAUGGGUAUCAUUAUGCCAAAUACAUCUUACAUGGUAA
Xenia sp. Carnegie-2017 is the source of this 1178-nucleotide messenger RNA. RefSeq names its product G2/M phase-specific E3 ubiquitin-protein ligase-like. Gene Ontology annotation, molecular function: ubiquitin-protein transferase activity. The coding region runs from base 568 to 918 and encodes 116 amino acids. The record is from RefSeq and is a predicted model, not a curated record. NCBI's taxonomy places the organism in Eukaryota, Metazoa, Cnidaria, Anthozoa, Malacalcyonacea, Xeniidae. The transcript has 2 exons.